This is a messenger RNA of Mandrillus leucophaeus (drill), 5542 nucleotides long. RefSeq names its product DAZ interacting zinc finger protein 3 (gene DZIP3). Gene Ontology annotation, cellular component: cytoplasm. The coding region runs from base 422 to 4048 and encodes 1208 amino acids. Gene Ontology annotation, biological process: protein polyubiquitination. NCBI's taxonomy places the organism in Eukaryota, Metazoa, Chordata, Mammalia, Primates, Cercopithecidae. The transcript is spliced from 33 exons. Gene Ontology annotation, molecular function: RNA binding; polyubiquitin modification-dependent protein binding; ubiquitin protein ligase activity. The record is from RefSeq and is a predicted model, not a curated record.
GGAUCCGGUCGGGCUCCGGAAGAACCUAGGCACUCUGGGGGACCGUUCUCGGUGACGGCCGGGGUGGGCCAGGGGUCGAGGUGUUGUGUGGGUCCGGGACGGGGGUUGGGAGCUGCCCCUGCUAACCCACCCUCGUCUGAGAGGCCGCGAGGUUUCGCCUUGAGAUCCCGUGAAGGCGAGAAAUCUCGCGAUUUCUCGGGAGAGGAAUCGGUUAGGCGAAGGGGAUUCCUCGUUCAGCUGUGCGCUCUGUUUUCGUGCGCUUCCUCGUCCUUCAUGCUGGAUGGCCAGGUUUUCCUUUGUGCGUCAUCCUCUACCUGAGAAAUGGUCGCUUGCCCCUAGUCUAGACACGCAUUAAAGGGCAGUAUUUAAAGUCAGUUUGCAAGCAGUGGAAUAAGAUUUUUGUGAAGAAACCUUGUGCAGCAUGGAUUCUCUACCAGACGAAUUUUUUGUGAGGCAUCCUGCUGUGGAGGAUCAGAGGAAGGAAGAAACUGAGAAUAAGCAAGAAAAAUCAUCUGGUCAACUGGACAAACAAGAAAAGGACAUAGCUACUGAUCUUGUUCCUGUUAACCUACUAUUAGAAGUGAAGAAGUUAUUAAAUGCAGUUAAUACUCUACCAAAAGGUGUGGUUCCUCAAAUUAAGAAGUUCUUACAAGAAGAUUUUUCCUUCCAAACUAUGCAGAGAGAAGUUGCAGCUAACAGCCAGAAUGGUGAGGAAAUUGUUCCUGCUUUGACUUUACGUUUCUUGAUUAUGCAACUAGAAGCAGCACUUAGGAAAAUUCAAGCUGCCAAUUAUACUGCACACCAGAUUAAUAUUGGUUAUUAUUUGACAUUACUGUUUUUGUAUGGAGUAGCACUCACUGAAAGAGGAAAGAAAGAGGAUUAUACAGAAGCUGAGAAUAAAUUUCUGGUGAUGAAGAUGUUGAUCCAAGAAAAUGAAAUUUGUGAAAACUUUAUGUGUUUGGUUUAUUUUGGACGUGGUUUACUACGAUGUGCUCAAAAGAGAUAUAAUGGAGGACUGCUAGAAUUUCAUAAAAGCUUACAAGAAAUUGGAGAUACAAAUGACCAUUGGUUUGACAUAGAUCCUACAGAAGAUGAAGAUUUACCUACAACUUUUAAAGAUCAUCUUAAUAAUUUUAUCAAGACAACUGAAAGUAAUAUAAUGAAGCAGACGAUUUGUAGUUACCUAGAUUGUGAACGAUCUUGUGAAGCUGACAUUUUGAAGAACACCAGUUACAAGGGAUUUUUUCAGUUAAUGUGCAGUAAAAGUUGCUGUGUUUAUUUCCAUAAAAUUUGCUGGAAAAAGUUCAAGAAUUUAAAGUAUCCAGGUGAAAAUGAUCAGAGUUUUAGUGGGAAAAAAUGCUUGAAGGAAGGAUGUACAGGUGACAUGGUAAGGAUGCUGCAGUGUGAUGUACCUGGAAUUGUUAAAAUUUUGUUUGAAGUUGUAAGAAAGGAUGAAUAUAUAACCAUUGAAAAUUUAGGAGCAAGUUAUAAAAAGUUGAUAUCUCUGAAAAUAACUGAUACUGAUAUAAGACCGAAGAUCAGUUUAAAAUUUAAUACAAAAGAUGAAAUGCCUAUCUUCAAGCUUGAUUAUAAUUAUUUCUAUCAUCUGCUUCAUAUAAUUAUUAUUUCUGGUACUGACAUUGUUCGGCAAAUAUUUAAUGAGGCUAUGCCACCCCCUCUUUUGAAAAAAGAGCUUCUUAUACACAAGAAUGUGCUGGAAUCCUACUAUAACCAUCUUUGGACCAAUCAUCCUUUGGGUGGAUCAUGGCAUCUGCUUUAUCCUCCAAACAAGGAGUUACCACAAUCCAAACAGUUUGACUUAUGCCUCCUGUUAGCUCUUAUAAAACAUUUGAAUGUGUUCCCUGCACCCAAAAAAGGAUGGAAUAUGGAACCGCCAUCUUCUGACAUCUCUAAAUCUGCAGACAUCCUGCGACUGUGCAAAUACAGAGAUAUCCUCCUUAGUGAGAUUUUGAUGAAUGGUCUCACUGAGUCACAGUUCAGUUUAAUUUGGAAAAAAGUUUCAGAUAUUCUUCUGCGCCUUGGGAUGAAGCAAGAGGAUAUUGACAAAGUGAAGGAGAAUCCCAUUGAGAAUAUCUCCCUUGAUUACCAUCAGCUAUCCAUCUACCUAGGCAUACCAGUACCAGAAAUCAUACAGAGGAUGUUAUCCUGCUAUCAACAAGGAAUUGCUCUACAGUCAAUAACGGGCAGUCAGCGUAUUGAAAUAGAAGAGUUACAGAAUGAGGAAGAAGAACUAAGUCCACCUCUCAUGGAGUACAAUAUAAAUGUGAAAUCAAACCCUGAAAUACAGUUUGCAGAACUUAAUAAAGAUGGGGCCUCAAUACCCAGUGAAUCUUCAACAGAAUCUCUUAAAGAUCUCCAGGAAGUUAAGAGUAAACAAAGGAAAAAGAAAAAGACUAAGAAUAAAAAGAAUAAAGACUCAAAAGAAGACCAAGUCCCUUAUAUGGUAGAAAAGGAAGAGCAGUUGAAGAAAGAACAAGCAAAUCCACACUCAGUCAGUAGACCUAUAAAAGAUGAUGCAAGUGAUGUUCAAGAGGAUUCUGCAGUGGAAGACAAGUUCUAUAGCCUGGAUGAAUUGCAUAUUCUGGACAUGAUAGAGCAGGGCUCAGCUGGCAAAGUCACUACAGACUAUGGAGAAACUGAAAAGGAAAGGCUUGCUCGUCAAAGGCAGCUUUAUAAAUUGCACUAUCAGUGUGAAGAUUUCAAAAGACAGUUGAGAACAGUGACUUUUCGGUGGCAAGAAAACCAAAUGCAGAUGAAAAAGAAAGACAAAAUUAUCGCAUCUCUUAAUCAACAAGUGGCUUUUGGAAUCAAUAAGGUUUCCAAAUUACAGCGUCAAAUCCAUGCUAAAGAUAAUGAAAUCAAGAACCUUAAAGAGCAACUUUCUAUGAAAAGAUCUCAGUGGGAAGUGGAAAAACAUAAUCUGGAAAGCACAAUGAAAACAUACAUAAGCAAACUGAAUGCAGAAACUAGCAGAGCUUUAACAGCGGAGGUGUAUUUCUUACAGUGUCGUAGGGAUUUUGGUUUGCUUCAUCUAGAGCAGACUGAAAAGGAAUGUCUCAAUCAGCUUGCCAGGGUGACUCACAUGGCAGCAAGCAACCUAGAAUCACUUCAAUUAAAGGCUGCGGUAGACAGUUGGAAUGCCAUUGUGGCAGAUGUUAGAAACAAGAUUGCAUUCCUCAGGACACAGUACAAUGAACAAAUAAACAAAGUAAAGCAAGGAUUUGCCUUGAGUACCUUGCCUCCAGUCCAGCUUCCUCCUCCACCACCCAGUCCUGAGAUACUGAUGCAGCAGUUCUUAGGAAGACCCCUUGUGAAAGAAUCUUUCUUUAGACCCAUACUUACUGUUCCUCAAAUGCCUGCAGUUUGUCCAGGAGUCGUCUCUGCAACUGGCCAACCUAGAGCCCCCCUGAUGACUGGCAUAGCCUGGGCGCUGCCAGCGCCUGUGGGAGACGCUGUGCCUCCCAGUGCAGGUCUGGCGAGUGAUCCCUCCAUGAUGAAUUGGGAGAGAAUUACAGACAGGCUGAAAACUGCCUUUCCACAACAAACCAGAAAGGAGCUUACAGAUUUCUUACGGAAACUGAAGGAUGCUCAUGGAAAGUCCUUGUCUGGACUGACAUUUGAUGAAAUUGUUUGCAAGAUUUCCCAGUUUAUUGACCCCAAAAAGUCUCAGAGUCAAGGAAAAUCAGUGUCAAAUGUUAAUUGUGUUUCACCUAGUCAUUCUCCAUCACAGCCUAAUGCUGCCCAGCCCCCAAAACCAGCAUGGAGGCCCCUCACUUCACAAGGUCCUGCCACAUGGGAAGGAGCCAAUAAUCCAGAUGAGGAAGAGGAAGAAGAAGAGCCUUGUGUGAUCUGUCAUGAGAAUCUGUCUCCAGAAAAUCUUUCAGUUUUGCCUUGUGCUCACAAAUUCCACGCUCAGUGCAUUAGACCAUGGUUGAUGCAACAGGGGACAUGUCCUACCUGCAGACUCCACGUUUUGCUACCAGAAGAAUACCCCGGUCACCCCAGUCGGCAGUUGCCCAAGAUCUGAUACAAGGUACCCAUGAAGAGAUUAUGAGCUACUUGAAGGUGGAGACCAUACAGUGGUGUGUUGGAGCUGGCUUAUAAUGGCUUAUGAGUGACAAUCAUUAGUUUGAGGGAUUUUAUGAGCCAGUUGUCAAGUUGUUGCUAGCUUGAAAUCUGCCACAAUUGGAGCAUUUACACCAUAGAAAUUGGUAAAUGCUGUAAGUGAAGACCUACCUUUCCCUCAAGAGCUAGUUGUUAAACCUUUACCAGCAUACUGCUGGACCUUGUCUAAAACUUCUCUGUGUUCUCAGUGUCUUGCCCAGUAGAUACAGGAUAAAUAUUGCCAGAAUCAGAUACCAGGAAGUAGUAAGAAAAGGAGUUAAUAUGCAAACUAAAUCACUAGCUCAAUUGAAUAAUUGAGAUCUUCUGUUCAUUUGUUUCUUGGACCUUAAUCAUUUGCAUUUUGGAGAAAAUUUUUUCUGCUUUAAAAGUCUGUAAUUUCACUUUCUUGUGUUGGGGAGAGGGAAAAACUCUUUGUCUAUGGUUGCUUUUUGUGAUGAAGUGAAUACCCAAUGGGCUAAGUUGCAUAUCUAAAGCUUGUCACUAAGAAUUUUCAUUUUUAGCGGUCAAAAACCUAUUUUGACAAUAGUGUUGUGUGAAUGCUGUAAGUGUUGUAUAUAUCUCUGGUUUCAGAAUUAAAAGAAUUCAGAGUUACCUUGUGAGAUAAAUGUUCUUUGCUUCAUAUUCACAGUUUCACUUUCAUUUAAUUUAUGGGGAAGAAUAAAUGUUUCCUGACUCAGAAACAAUUUUGCCUGUAUACUUCAGUGCAAAUAUAUUUUGAAGGUACUUUUAAAUCUUUAUUUAAAACCUCUGUUUCUGUAACUGUUAAACGUAUUCUUCUGUAAUGAGAAUAGACUGGAACAUGUGAGGGAAAAAUAUUAAAAAAAGAUGGCAGUCAUCUAGGCAUGUAGAAUGCCAAGAAUGUCUUAGAAUUGCACAAUUUAGAAUUUAUAGAGCCUUUAAUCACCUUGUCUAGCACCUUGUAUUAGUGCAUUUUCAUGCUGCUGUUAAAGACAUACCUGAGACUGGGCAAUUUACAAAAGAAAGAGGUUUAAUGGACUUACAGUUCCACAUGACUGGGGAAGCCUCACAAUCAUGGUGGAAGGCAAAGAGGAGCAAGUCACAUCUUACAUGGAUGGCAGCAGACAAGGCAAGAGAGUUGUGCAGGGAAACUCCCAUUUUUAAAACCAUCAGAUCUGGUAAGACUUACUAUCCCAAGAACAGCAUGGGGAAAAACCUGCCCCCUUGAUUAAAUUAUUUCCCACCAGGUCCCUCCCACAACAUGGAAUUAUGGGAGCUACAAGAUGAGAUUUGGUGGAGACACAGAACCAAACCAUAUCACACCUUAAGGUCAUGGUCAUGUAGCUAAUUAUCUUGUAAAACCAAUGUUUCUUAGUUCAUAUUUACAACUGCAAUUUCACUUUCAUUUAUAAAAGAAUAAAUGUUUCUUAAUUGAAAA